UAGAUCGCUGGCUGGGCCAUGGCUACGCCAGCCAAGAAGCGUAAGAUGAACUUCUCUGAGCAAGAAGUGGAGAUCAUCUUAGAGGAGAUGGAGAAGCAGAAGCAUAUCCUGAUUAACCACUUCAAUGCUGGGGUGCCCUUGGUGACCAAAAGCAAUGCCUGGCACGAUAUCCUAAAGCGCGUCAAUGCCAUCAGCACAUGCCACCGUGAGCUGGCUGAGGUGAAGAAGAAGUGGUCCGACCUAAAGACCGAGGUGCGCAGAAAGAUGUCUCAGGCACGGGCGGCGGUGGAAGGCGAAGCUGAUGUGGGCACACCCCCAGUCAUGCUAACCCCCUUGCAGCAGCGCAUAUGUAACUUGCUGGGCGAGAGCACAAUACUGACCCUUCCGUCAGAUAUACCCGGCCAAGUGGGUAUCAACUCCCCUGGCAGCAUGACAUUGUCCCAAAUUCCCUCAGAAACAACAUUUCACGCCCUAGAAGAGAAUGUGGUGGAGUACUGCACCACUGAGACGGCUACAACAGUAGCUUCAGAUACCCCUGUAGGAAUCAUAUCUCCUUCUCAUGAAGUCUCGGUGAAACCCCAAGAACUAAAGAAUCGGAUUGCUCUGAACUCAGCCCGGCUUCUGCAGGAACAGCGUGUAACCAACCUCCACGUAAAGGAAAUAGCUCAGCACCUCGAGCAACAGAAUGACAUCCUGCAUAUGAUUCGUCGUUGCCAGGAAGUAGAAGCCAGUGCUCAGGAACGGCAAGCACAGGCCAUGGAGGGCACUCAGGCAGCACUCAGCGCCCUUAUCCAGGUUCUACGGCCAAUGAUCAAGGACGUGCGCCGGUUUCUGCAGAGCAGGGUCCCUAACUCAGCUGGGGCUAAUGAAGGUGAUGGCUCAGCAGCUCAAAAUGGACAAUCGGAUAGAAUUAACCAGUAAAUGGUAAUAGACACCCCAGAGUCUCCAUUAGUGUAUUACAACCGCAAGCAAGGUGUGAACAUCCCUCACGCACCUAGUAAUUGGCACUGUCAGACCUUUAAAUACAUGGGGCAAAUUAGGCCCACAUUAUUAGCCUUACUUCUGAGGUUCAUACUGGAAAAAGGAAUGUUUUUUUUUUUUUUUUUUUAAUUCUUAAAUGUAAGCUUUAUGUUUUUUUAAGGUUUCUGCAGGCAGAACUUACUGCAGUGUCAGCAUUUGGCAUUCAGUAACCACUGAAGGUGGUGCAUGGAAUACAGUUUGUAUUGAGAAAGCUCAGCGGGAAUAUUAACAUUAACAAAUCUUUUCUGGAGGAGAAGACUAGGGAUUGAGAGAAAAAUAAAUACCUUAAUUCACAUCUUCCACAGACUGUUUGAAGUACUGUUAAUGAUUUAGUUUUUUUAAAUAAAGCCACACUUCUCUUUG
Molecule: messenger RNA, 1383 nt
Organism: Xenopus tropicalis (tropical clawed frog)
Lineage: Eukaryota; Metazoa; Chordata; Amphibia; Anura; Pipidae
Gene: naif1
Product: nuclear apoptosis inducing factor 1
Source: RefSeq, marked provisional